CCCUCCAAAGCAAAACAGCUCUUGGGCUCCCGGCAGCCUUCCUGUGCCAGAAAGCGGAGCCCAGCGGAAAUUAACAUCGCGCUGGACUUAGGCAGCCCACCCCACGCCUCGCCGGCAUGGACAGAAAGCUCCUGCGCUCUGCCGCCAGCCUUGCUGCCGCCUGGACCAUGGGUGGGGACCCCCCGGUGCCGGUGAGCCGCCCAUCACCCCCAGACCCGCGGGGCUGAGCUCUUCUUCCCGGCCUGAUCCAGCGGGCCGGGGUGAGCCACAGUUCAGUAUUUGAUCUGACGGCCCCGGGGGGCUGGCGCAUCGUUUUUAUUUGAGUACAAAGAGUCAUCUCUUAAUGAAAGUCCCAUCCCGGCUCCCCCUCUUCCCCACUCCACCGGCGGAGGCAGCCAAACCUCCGCCAUCCGGCUGUAGAUGUUGGGAGCCCGUGGUCACAAAGGACAGCAAGCUUGGAGACCAACAUGGAGGCUUGGAUCCCUGUGUGGUCAUCAUGGGAUGGGACUGGACAGAUUUUCUGGUCACUUUCCACGUGGGCCUCACUUUCCCCAUCUGUGGAGGACCUGUGCCAGGCAAGCUCCACGAUGCUUCCCUAGCUGCCUCAUCCUUUUGCAGAGGUCCAUGUGAAUCAUGCAGCAAAGGGAAACUGAGCUGCUGGGAGCAAAGGGAGAUGGGUUCUCCCUGGCAGGAGUGUGGGCUUGCCUCAGUUUCCCUGCUGGAAGUUCGCUCUCCAGGCUAUUCCUCUCUGUUGAGCUGUUCAACCUUUAAACCUCCAGCCAAAGCAUAAGGGCACCUUUUCCAGGCAGUGUGAGAGGGCAUGUCCUCUCCAAGCCCAGCUGGGGUCUGGUGGGCAGGAGAUCCAGGCAGCUGGGGAGCCUGACAUGAGGCAGGGGGAUCCUGGCAGGGCCUUGAGCUUCAAGGGGCUGCUUGGAGGGGGUUUGCACUGGGGACAGGAUUGCAAGCAGAGUGCUGCAGCCUGGUGUCCCAAACACAGCCCCCCAGCUGCUCAAGAGUGAAAAGGAAACCCAGAACACAGUUAAACACUGAGAUUCAGCUUGUGAUUUUUGAGCCCCUGGGGCUUGGCCAGACAAUAAAGCUCUGGGUUUGGAAGCUGCGCAGCUGAUGCUCUCCAGUGAGUGGGGCUGCAGGCAGCACAGGGCCGCCCAAGCACUGCUCCCCAGGGAAUCCCAGGGAAUGUAGCCUCCCAAUCAUCAGGCAUGUCCUGGUCCUGGGGUAUGCUGGCUCCAGCCCUGAGGUUCUGUGGGCACCCAUGGCCAUGAAAAUCACGUUGUUGAGCAGGAUGGGCUCUGAGCCCACAGGAGCAGUGCUGGAGGCAAGGGUGGGCUGAGUUUAGGGUGUGCUAAAUUCGUGUGGCCCAUGGCUCCAGAGUUGCCCACGGCAGAGCUGGAGCAUCACCCACGCCAGCACGAGGCAGGGUGCUGGCAGGCUGCGCAGCUGCACGAGCUGUGCCGUGGAGGGCACUCCAGGCAAAAUGUGUGGGGAAAAGUACAGGAGUUUCUGUAGCCGAUGGCACACCGGGGAGCACAGCACUGUGCUCAGACUUUGCCUUCAGGGCCAGAGAGGCAGGCACCUCACUCCAGCUGGGCUGGCAAGGAGGAGCUGCCUCUGACGUGGGCCCAGCCAAGACUUGCCCUCCCUCACUGGCAUUGGCAAAGCUGGCGAUGCCACCUGCAUCCCUCCCUUGCACUCCUGCACCCGCCUGCGGCUCCAUUCCCUGGAGUCAGUGCCUGGAUUUGGGGAGGUGAGUACAGGAUCCUGGCCAGCAGCCGAGGGGCUUUAUCAGAGGCAAGGUCACUCAUCUAGUCUCCCACGGGGUAAAGCAGCAAGCCCCCAUGGAGAGGGGGAGACAUACCAAGAAUGCUGGCUGGGCUCCUCGUUGUGUCCACAGCUCUGUGAGACGCAGCUGCAUCGGGCAUCAGUCGCAUGGCAAUGCCAGGGCUGGGUUCGGUCAGUGCCAGCCCCAAAGAGCGGAUGCUGAGUGGCACAAUAUUUCUGCCAUCUCCUGUCAGGGACACCACCAUCUCCCCCAUGGAUGUCCCCAUGGAUGUCUCCAAGGAUGCAGAGUGGUAUGUGCCAGCAUCAUCCUUUAGCCUGUCCCACGGCUGGAGAUACCCCCCGUUCCCCGAAUGGAUGGACAGGGCAAGGUAUUGCCUGGGUGACCCACCCAUACCUAUUGUCCUUCCCCCACUGCAUACAUCUCUCUGUCCCCCUGUCACCCGGGCUCAGCACGGAGCUGGCACUGCCCUGCAGCCUUGCUCCGUCCCUUGGGGUAGGUCUGGUCAUGUCCCAUCCACACCCUGGUCUCUCCUGGGCUUGGGUGCUGGUUUUGCUCUGCUCGCUGUCCCCUCCUGCAGGGCAGUGGGGAGCCCCCUGGUCAUGGACCCCAACAGCAUCUGCCGCAAGACGAAGCGGCUGGCGGGGAAGCAGGCAGAGCUGUGCCAGCUGGAGCCAGAGAUUGUGCAGGAGGUGGCCAAGGGCACCAAGCUGGGCGUCCGGGAGUGCCAGUACCAAUUCCGCUUCCGCCGCUGGAACUGCACCAGCCACAGCAAGUACUUCGGCAAGAUCCUGCAGCAGGAUAUCCGUGAAACAGCCUUCGUGUAUGCCAUCACGGCGGCUGGAGUGAGCCAUGCCAUCACGCAGGCCUGCAGCAUGGGCGAGCUGCUGCAGUGUGGCUGUGAGCUGACACGGAGCCGGGCCCCCCCCUCGCCCACGGCGGGGCCAGGCAUGGAGGGCACCGCCUGGGAGUGGGGGGGCUGUGGGGAUGAUGUGCAGUUUGGCUACGAGAAAUCCCAGCAGUUUAUGGAUGCCAAGAACAAGAAAGGCAAAAAUGACAUCCGAGCUCUUAUCGACCUGCACAACAACGAAGCCGGGCGCUUGGCGGUGCGCAGCUACAUGAGGACAGAGUGCAAAUGCCACGGGCUGUCGGGCUCCUGCACCCUGCGGACCUGCUGGAGGAAGAUGCCCCAUUUCCGCGAGGUGGGGGAUCGCCUGCUCGAGCGCUUCAAUGGGGCUUUCAAGGUGAUGGGAGGCAAUGACGGCAAAACCCUCAUCCCUGUGGGCGACAACAUCAAGCCUCCCGAUAAACAGGACCUCAUCUACUCGGCCGACUCACCCGAUUUCUGCUCGGCUAAUCGUAAGACAGGCUCGCUGGGUACCAGGGGCCGUGUCUGCAACAGCACAGCCAUGGACACGAGUGGGUGUGACCUGCUGUGCUGCGGGAGAGGGCACCGUGACGAGACGGUGGUGUUGGAGGAGAACUGCCUUUGCCGCUUCCACUGGUGCUGCGUGGUGCAGUGCCGCAAGUGCUCCGUCCGCCAGGAGCUCAGCCUCUGCAUCUGACAGCCUGGGGUCAGCCGAGGACAAUUUGGGAGGCCACCUCCAGGCUCACGAGGCCCCUCUGGGACAGAGACAGGUGGAGCCAGUGGCAGGGUCAGCGUGGGUGAGCUCAGCUCUGCGCUCUAGGGAGUCCUGGCUUCUCCAGAGGGCAGCAUGGGGCUGCCCGGCACCCCCAUGACCCCCGUGGUGGGAGCUGUGGGCACAGAGCUUCCACUAAUAAAGCUAUUUAAAGCUGGUGUGCCACAGCGCUUCCUGGGGAGGGCCGAGGAGCGCUGACCUCCGUACUGGAAUGGGAGUAGCCAGAGAGCUGUCUUGCCCCAGCUGUGAGUCCCAAUCAGUCACACUCCUGCCAGCCUCUGGCCCUGCUGGGACCUGUGGCAAAGUCCAGCUUAUUUUUUAUCUACUCUCUGAUUUUCUCUAUGGUUGUCAAGCCUGGGGAUGUGUGUGGAUGAGGGUGAGUACUCUCCUGCCCUGCUCUGCUGCUUCCAUUGUGUGAGUGCUCUCCUCCCAUCACCCACAGCUGUCAUUGAUUCAGGUGCCAGCUUGUGUCCCACCACCAUCUCACCUAGGAUGUUUGCAGUUCACAGUGCACUCAGUCCUCAUGCCAGAGGUACAUCUAGCUGCCCUGACACUAUGGUGUGGUGUUGUGCUGUGCCUCUAAGGGACCCUGUAUUCUUUUCACUCCAGCCACGGUCACUGCAGUCCCUGCUGCAGAGCCUGGCAUGCAGAAGCCCUGGACAGUGCCGACACUGUUGGCUCGGUGGCAUGCAAGGCAUUCACUUGGCAUGCUGUGGGCCACGUGCAGCCCCACCUGGAUGGCAGGGUGCCAGGCAUGUAUAUCUUUAUUACCUGAUCAGCCUGUGCCCCUCAUGGGCAAACACAGGGUGAGGAGCAGCCUGCCUGGCUGCCCAGCAAGGCAAGCUGCCAAGCCUCUGUUCCAGGGGCUCCAGGGAUCUCUGAGGGGGUCCCGCCCAUGCUGCAAGGAGCCCACAGGAACUGGUUUCUCCAGGGUUAACCAGCAUAGGGGUUUAGCUAACUGCAGAGUGGAAUGUGUGUGUGCAAUGCCUGCUCGGCUGGCAAUGCCCCACUGUGCUGAGGAUCCCCAGAGGGAUGUCAGCAGGGCGAGAGCCUGGGAAGAGAGGUCCACGCUCCUGUGCCCAACCUCCACGUUGCAGCAGCAGUGCUAGACACCGGGGGCUUUUCUGUUCACCCCUCUUCAAGAGAGCUCUAAGCUGAGGUAGCUGAGGUAGGCAGUGCCCCACUUGCUGGGUACUGUCAGGCAGGGUAAAAGCAGAGCUCACAGGGCUGGGCAGACUGCAAGGCAAGGGAGGCUGCAGGGGGUGCUGGAGAUGCCCACCAGUCAUUCCUCACCUGCCCCAGGCAGCCAGCAGGAAAGGGCAGGAGAAGCAGGGUGCUGGUGAACCAUUAACUUGGCCCAGCAAUCACUGUGGAGGGAGUCUCUAAAUCUGUCAGCUGCAGCUUUGCAGCUGGAAAUUCCCUUCUGACUUGGCCACAGUGGUGUUGGGAGAAGGGAGGCACACAGGGCUCCUGGAAACUCCUGCCCCACGCCCACCCAUGGGAACACGUGGGUGGGUGUGAGCAGGGAAGGGUGGGUGCAGGUGAAGGUAUCUGUGCAUGCAAGCAGCUUGGUGUGUGUGCAUGCAUGGGUAGGAUGUUUAUGCUUGUUCAUGACCAUAUGUGUGCAUGUGAGCUUGUAUAACCCAUCACUGUGUGUGUGAGCCCCUGGUAGGUGUGUAAAUUAGUUGGCCCAUGUAUUUUCCUGCAUCUCUAUGAAUACACAGAAAAUUGCCAGUGUGUGCGUGUCAGAAGAACUGCCCAUGUGAGAGCAUGUUUGCACGUCAUAUUGUGUUUCCUCAGGUGUGACUGGGACAGGGAAGACAUGUGUGAGUGCAAAAUGGCCCUCCAGGAAGGGAGCUGGAGAGCUGCAGGAGCUGUGUGCUGGAAGAUGUGUGGAACUUUUCCGUAGGCCCUGCAGGUCCUACGGAAUUGGAUGCACCUCAGCACACCUCAAGGCCUGGACUGCCUGUAAGGAGAGAUCAGUUCAGGCAGAUCCUGUGAAACUUUAGGUCAUCCCUGCUGUCCUCUGGCACCGUAGCUGAGACCACCUAUUGAGGGAUUCUGAAACCACCUGUGAGGUAUUCAGAGUCUGAGCUCCAACCUUUGGCAAGUUCCUUCUCUGGAUUCUGUCUCAGCUCCCCCACAAGGGGCUGCUUUCGUGCUCUGGGCUGCAUGGACAUGCCUUUUGACAUUUA
Molecule: messenger RNA, 5633 nt
Organism: Parus major (Great Tit)
Lineage: Eukaryota; Metazoa; Chordata; Aves; Passeriformes; Paridae
Gene: WNT6
Product: Wnt family member 6
Exons: 3
Coding region: 1948-3363 (471 amino acids)
Biological process (GO): neuron differentiation; canonical Wnt signaling pathway; multicellular organism development
Cellular component (GO): extracellular region
Molecular function (GO): cytokine activity; frizzled binding
Source: RefSeq, a predicted model, not a curated record